Linepithema humile (Argentine ant) is the source of this 2310-nucleotide messenger RNA. RefSeq lists its product as uncharacterized. Lineage: Eukaryota; Metazoa; Arthropoda; Insecta; Hymenoptera; Formicidae. The record is from RefSeq and is a predicted model, not a curated record.
UAUACAGACAGUAACAGAAAACCCCGAAGAGAGCAGGAGCCGCUGAGAGCUCUUUCAGGGUCUCACAAGAUUGUUUUUUUUUUCAAAAAUUCUCUCAAUUUGAAUAAUUUUUACAACGAGCCGUGUGACGGAUAAUAAUCUGUGCGUGAAUUUAUCCAUCCGAUCAAGAUGAGGUUUAUCAUUCUGACACUGACGGCUGCACUCUGUCUCGCAUUGGUGAGCUCGCAUCCGCUUCCGGAAGAUGGACUCCAAUCCGAGGCCCUUGAUCGGCUGGUGAUGGCCGAAGCCGACAGCGAGGCGGCCCUGAGGAGCAAACGGACAGUCGGCAUUCUGCGACAGCUCUUCCCAGAUAUCACUCAGGACGUGAACCCGGAGUCGGAGAAUCGAGUGAACGACAUCGGAGCGGAGUCUCAGAACAACGAGGUGCGAGUGCAAUUCGCGGACGAAGUGUCGAGCGACAAUUCGGCGCAAGACCUGACACCAUUGGACGAGAUUGAAACGAACGAGGAGGACGAGAACAGGAAUAAGAGAUUCCUCUUCGGUUUCGGCGGCGGCACCGGCGGAAGCGCCGGGUCGGGCAACUUCCUCUUCGAUAUUAUCAGGCAAGCGGCCGACGGGGCGGCAAGAGCGGCGGGCACGGUGUACCGCGUAGUGGCCGGUACACAGAGCCUCGGGCUCGUAAGCGCCUCGCGCGACGUGAGCCCGGCGCCCCGGCAGGCCGCUUCCGCUGCCGCCAACCCUGCCGGCGGUACUGGCACCCCGACAUCCGGCGCACCCUCGACCGCCGCCCCAGGAGCCGGCAUUCUACCACCGCUGGUGGCUGGCAGUAGCGGAAGCUCCUCCUCGCAGGGCACUACCUCUGGCAGCGCUACCCCCGGAAGGACGGACGACACGCAAGAAGCUGUACCUGGCCCCGUCACUAGGUUCUUUGUCAUCGCCAAUCGAGGAAUCUCGAAUCUCGUCCAGGAUCUCAUACUUCGCCUGGCAGCCACGAGCGAGCGCUUUGUCAACUUCAAGGCGCGACUGAUCACCUCCAUCAUCUAGGAUCUCACUCGAGGAGUGAGGAAUUAAAAGAAGAGGCCACGCCGGCUUUGGUAUCGCCACGUGGACACCAACGCCGAGCCGCCUCUGCCAGUAGGAGCACGGGUACGACGUUGGCAACCGAUCUCACAGUGUUGCCCCCUUGUCCCCGAGAUCCUCCGAACUCCUUCGUCAAUGGCCGUCGAGCGCUUCGCGAAAAGACAAGACAAUUCGUCCUAGACAGACGCAAAAUUCCCCUAAACGAUCAACAUUAACUCGAUUCCAUCCGACUUUCGUUCACUUUGUCCUCAGUUUAAUUUCCUCUGUCUUUUACUGUCCACUUUUCUCUCUCUCUCUCUCUUUUUUUUUCUCUCGCUCUACGUUCCUGUUUCUAUUACUUUUCUAUGUGUUUCUGUCAUUCUUUCUUUCCUUUAGACAAGUAGGAUAAUUAUAACGCGAUAGAGAAAUUUUUGUAAGCGGUCGCCGUUUUAAGACGAUCGAAAUUAGAUCGUAAUAGCGUGGCUCGCACCGCCAUGGUACGAUGGAAGCACAUUGGAAGAGACGGUGAAAUCGUUUUGAGUUUGUGAUACGACACGCUCUCCGUGGACAGUUUGAACAAAAUGAUUCAUGCACCGACGAUUGCGGACUGAAUUUCUUCGCGCGUUCUUUCGAGCCGCCAAAAAAGUCAUCCGUCGAAAUAUUUCAAUUUCGUGCUCAAAGUAAGAAUAAAGAAUCUGUUGGUUUUUUUAUGUAGAGAGUAUAAAGGCCUAUGAAUUGUUUCGAUCGUAAGGCGCGUGCCGGAUUGAAAAACAAAAUCAAAUGUGCCCUUCGAUUUUUGUGCGAAUAUAAGAAUAAACGAGCAAACUUGUACAUAGCCCCGAGAAUGCUAUAGUGCCAGGCAUUUGUUGUUCUAUCUAUACACAUAUAUAUAUACUACUGUUCUCUUGUACACAAUUCUCUCCUAUAGCUAUUCCUCUCUUCCUUAAAAAUCGCAGUGACAUGAAAUUUAGACAAUUCUCUAAAUAUUGUUAAUAAUAAAAUCAAAGUAUUUGUCCUUGACAUGCAAUAGAUGCAUAUUGUAUCAAACUCGUUACCGCAAUAAACAAUUAGAGCAAAGUAUUUUCCUUAUUGGAUUUUUCCGCAGCGGGAAAAUCCAACAAGUAACAUAACGCGGACGAACGUAAAGUCGUCAACAUGAAACACGACGUUUCUCUUCCUUAGAGCGUAUUAUUUCUCUAUGUAAAACAUCGCUGUUGUUUUGUAGUGCGAAUAAAUCUCGUAAUAAGUAAA